Archocentrus centrarchus (flier cichlid) is the source of this 2124-nucleotide messenger RNA. RefSeq names its product mediator complex subunit 11 (gene med11). Gene Ontology annotation, biological process: regulation of transcription by RNA polymerase II. Gene Ontology annotation, cellular component: mediator complex. The record is from RefSeq and is a predicted model, not a curated record. Gene Ontology annotation, molecular function: transcription coregulator activity. The coding region runs from base 281 to 631 and encodes 116 amino acids. The transcript has 4 exons. Lineage: Eukaryota; Metazoa; Chordata; Actinopteri; Cichliformes; Cichlidae.
ACAGAGAAGCUGUACCCGCUGCUGCUGUGUGCCCACCCUCAGCCCACCGAACAACAAAGCCCGCAGCGGCUGCGGCACCGCGGGAACGGGCCACGGCGCGCGCCCGGGCCGAGCUCUACCUGUGUCUGGAACACGCCGUGCUCUCUGUAGCUGGCCAGCAAGGCGGGCAGGUUCCCCUACGUGAACGCGCUUUAUCUUAGCUUUCCUCUGUGGAACCGUAAUUAAAGAGUGCUUUGGACCACGCUGCGAAUCACUGAGAACGGCUGCUUGCUGCCUGCUGAUGGCUAAUGAGAGGCUGAGAGCGCUGGAGGACGUGGAGAAGGAGAUCGCGAUGGUGCUGCAGUGUGCCGGUAAUAUUGUUCUUGAACUCUCCAAAGAUAAACACAAUGCCAGCUUCCUGGACCGACAGCUCGUCCAGUUCCAGAACUCAGUCAGCCGAGUGGAGAAUGAACUGAGUGCCCAGAUCCGCUACCUUACACAGGUAGCUACAGGUCAGCCUCACGAAGGUUCUACCUAUUCAGCCAGGAAGGACUGUCAGAUGGCGCUGAACAGAGCCGAGUACGCCAAGGUCAAAUUGGGUGAACUGGGUCGCACCUGUGAGGUCAUGCUGGAGCAGCAGCAGCAGACAUGAGAGCCAGCUGGCUGCUGGGAUGGAGAUCGCUGGGCUCGCGAUGCCACACCACUUUCAGAUACCUGAUGCGAGACUCUCCAGAUUUCCCACUUGUGCCACCUGUGUUUAAGACUUUUCACAGCCCCUUCUCUCUGUUAUUCAAAUACUGGAGUGUUCCAACAGAUGUAUACAAAAACUUAAGUGUUUUUAUACCUGGGCCUGUGUGCGCCGUGUUUCUGUGUAAUUAUGUCAUCAGAUUGAGGAGCAGGUCUAAUGUAGAAACUGUUUUGAUACUUUUAAUAAAAGUCUUUUUUUUUUAAAAGGGUUCUGUUGCAGCUCAGGCAGAGAAGGUCAUCCAUUAAUCUAAAGGUCCAUGGUUCAACCUCUGACUCCUCCAGUCUGCAUGUCAAAGUGUCUGAGAAAGAUCUCAGACACCCCAGAAUACUCCCGUGUACCCAUCAGUGAUGAUGUGCUGUAUGCAUAUUAUCAGUGAUGAAAUGUAGAUUGAAAAAAGUCAAGAACUAAGAGCACCGAGUAAGAAAAUCUUUGAACCACAAAUAUCUACACUCGUUUUCUCUUUCCUUUAAACUCAACAUUUCCAAUAAUCCCUCCUGUCAUAUUCUGAGCAUGUCUUAACUUACCAUCAUGUGCUGAUUGUAAAAUUAAAAACAGGCUGAUGUUAAAGAAAAGAAAGGGGGAAAAAAUCCAGAACCUGUUCAGCCUACAUUUAUUUACCCAGCCUGCAUCUCUCCUGAAACUUUGGUAGUUUUUGUAUAAUGACAGAUGGACAUUUGCAGACCAAGACUAAUGUCGUACACAAUUUUAAAGAAAGCAAAACAGGUCCUCACUAGAUGUAACGUAUGGAUCAUUUGGCAGUGCUCCUGUAAGUUUUUCUCAUUUUUUGUGUGUGCUCUCAGUGACUGACAGGCCCCACUGAGCAAAGCUGCAGGAUUUCUUCUCUGACCUUAAACUGGAGACUGGAGGGCGCUGCCACUGCUGACCCCAGGCUGGUUUUUUUUUUUUUUUCUCACUUGAUUUUUUUUUUUUCUUCAUUUAUUCAAUAACUGUUACCUCUGAAACUUUUAGAUUUCUAAGUAAAGGAAGGCACCGCUCAGUCGCUUUACUGUCACAUCUUUCUGCCAAUCCAGUGUGAGAAGAACUUCCCAUCUUUGGUUUUAUGUGGUCAUGUAAUCCACUUGCUUCUCUUUACGACAUUCUUCCUGGAAUGAAUUUGAAGAAGUCCUGAAGGAAACACACGUUUCAAGAAAUGACCAUCCAGGACCUCGAAACAGGCCUGGAUCAGAGCCAAGGGGAAAGAAGUGUGGUGGAACGUUACUGCCAUCAGCAGUUCUCAGUCAUGUAAACCAAUUAUUUCCAAAAUGUAAAACUAUUUGUCUCACUCUUAACUCUGGAUUUAAUCGGCUUAGUGAUUCAAUAAGCUUUUGUUAUCUUCCAUUCAGCAAGUGAAACCAACGACAACAAAAUAAAGACAUUUUGUGUUUACACUUUAAUUC